AUGUAUGUGAAAUGGUUUGAUACAGUAAUGUUUUACUAUGUUAUUUUAGUGAAUUUAGUGAAUGUCACUUUUACAACUUUCAAAUUUCCCGCCAGUUCCGUCCCCAUACGUCCUGACGUCGCAGUGAACGGAACCCAGAAGACAGAUGCUGGCAUUGGCUGGAGGACAUUGCAGGGGACACUGCAGGAGGGACAUCGCGGGAGCGCAGGACAAGGUAAGUGCAGAAGAGAUCCCGGAGCAGCGCUGCAGGAUAUUCCCGAGUGUAGCUUGGGGUUACCGCUUGUGCUACACUCGGGAAUACCUCCAGGGAGG
Staurois parvus is the source of this 312-nucleotide messenger RNA. The record is from the annotation of a GenBank genome assembly. Lineage: Eukaryota; Metazoa; Chordata; Amphibia; Anura; Ranidae.